AUGAUUUGGUGUUGGCGUCCGAACAGAGUCGUUGAGAAGGAGCCGUUAGUUACCGACUACAGCUGUUGUUUUUGUUGGGGCUGCGGUACUGCAAAAGGUGGCUUCAAAUUCAUCACCAUUCUCAAUGCCAGCGUUUUCUUGUUCGUUGCAUUGUUUACUCUUCUGGGGAUUGUUGUCAGUGGACCGCAAGGGUUUUUGUCGGUAGAGUUCGUCAGUUUGAUCGUUUUUGCCUGUUUCUUGUUUCUCUGGUUGUUCCCAUCGAUUCAAGCGCUGAGAACCGAGAAACCCGUUUAUGCACAAGUGGUCUUGAUCCUGAGUUUGAUCGCCAUCAGUCUGUCGCUAGUCCUUUUUGUGUUAAAUAUCGUGGCUGCAUUGAUAUACCUCAACCAUGUCUUGAAUGAGGAAACAGCAACCAUUUAUUUUUCACGUGAUUUUUCACAGCUUUGGAUCAAACUAGCUAUUAGCGGUCCGGGGAAUAUUUGGUUUCUGUUUCUUGUUUACUCAUUUUAUGCAUAUCUCAGAGAUCGCCAAUUGUGGAAAGAGGGACGGGACCAACCGAUGAAAAAAAGUCAAUUAGAAGAAAGCGCACCGAUUUGCGAGUGUGGCUUCACCUUCAUCACCAUUCUCAAUGCCAGCAUUUUCUUGUUCGUUGCAUUGUUUACUCUUCCGGUGAUUGUUGCCAGUGGACCGCAAGUCGUUUACGUCAGUUUGAUCUUUUUUGCCUGUUUCUUUCUCUGGUUGUUCCAAUCGAUUCAAGCGCUGAGAACCGAGAAACCCGUUUAUGCACAAGUGGUCUGGAUCCUGAAUUUGAUCGCCAUCAGUCUGUCGCUAGUGUUAGAUAUCGUGGCUGCAUUGAGAUACCUCAACCAUGUCUUGAAUGAGGAAACAGCAACCAUUUAUUUUUCAGCGCUUUUGAUCGAACUCGCUAUUGACGUUCCGUGGAAUAUUUGGGCUCUGUUUCUUGUUUACUCAUUUUAUUCAUAUCUCAGAGAUCGCCAAUUGUGGAAAGAGGGACGGGGCCAACCGAUGAAAAAAAGUCAAUUAGAAGAAAGCGCACCGAUUUGCGAGGUU
Molecule: messenger RNA, 1071 nt
Organism: Mesorhabditis belari
Lineage: Eukaryota; Metazoa; Nematoda; Chromadorea; Rhabditida; Rhabditidae
Source: the annotation of a GenBank genome assembly